This is a messenger RNA of Effrenium voratum, 1426 nucleotides long. The record is from the annotation of a GenBank genome assembly. NCBI's taxonomy places the organism in Eukaryota, Dinophyceae, Suessiales, Symbiodiniaceae.
UUGGCUCAAGUGGUACACUGCCUGUACAAUGCCGGUCAUCCCUCGGGCAGGACAGUGGCAUGUCUCGUCGCGCUACGAGGUCCGUAACAUCAUAGGAUCUGGCUCCUAUGGAAGUGUUUGUGAGGCCUAUGACAAGGAGCGUGACCAGAAUGUGGCUAUCAAACGGGUCAAACACAUGUUUGAUGACCUGGUCGACUGCAAGCGGAUCCUCAGGGAAACCGCCAUCAUGACUAGGCUCAGUCAUCCUCACAUCGUGCAGAUCUAUGACAUCAUUGAGCCUUCACAUAUGAGAAGCUUUGAUGAGCUGUACAUAGUUAUGGAGCUCUGUGACUCGGACAUGAAGAAGUUGAUCAAGACUGAUGUUGUCCUCACGCCGCUCCACAUCAACACGCUGCUCUACAACUUGCUUGUGGGGCUGAAAUACCUACACUCAGCAGGCAUUUGGCACAGAGACCUGAAACCAGCAAACUGCCUGGUGAACCAGGACUGCUCUGUGAAGAUUUGUGACUUUGGCUUGUCGCGAGCUGUAUCUUCUGUGCAACACGCGCCUUUGCCCAACACGCCUCGUGGCGAAGAAAGCACCGAGGUGAAUGGGCCUGUGGUUCCGCACACGGCCAAAGCCAAGCGAACCAUGACGAGGCAUGUUGUCACUCGUUGGUACAGGGCCCCCGAGCUCAUCCUGAUGCAGGAUAACUACAAUGAGCAGAUUGACAUGUGGUCAGUUGGGUGUAUUUACGCUGAGCUGCUGCAAAUGCUGGAAGGGACUCAUCAUGAGGACCGUGGACCGCUGUUUCCCGGCUCUUCCUGCUACCCGCUGUCUCCGGACAAGAAGCAUCGAAAAGACCCUAGAUUUCACACGCGUGGCAGCACAGACCAGCUGAACGUCAUUUUUGACUUGCUUGGCACUCCCACGGAGGCCGAGAUUGGCCAAUUGCAGACGGAGGAGGCCAAGCAGCACAUUCGCGCGCUGGCAAGACGGGAGCGCAAGGGCGUGCGCAGCCGCUUCCCGGACGCGCCAGAAGAGUCCGUGAAUCUGUUGGAGAAGACACUCAAGUUCACUCCCACGGAGCGGAUUACGGUGGACCUUGCCCUCGACCACGAGCUGUUCAAAGACAUUCGGGACAGGCAAGUGGAGACAGUGGCGCCAUCGCCAGUAAUCCUAGAAUUUGACAAAGAGCCAGAUCUUGGUGAAGCAGCGCUCCGCAAGGGCUUUGCGGAAGAGAUCGCCAAGUUCCACAAAGCCAGUGUUGAUCAGUACCUCCAGCAGUUUUUUUCUUCUUGGAUUGGGACUCGAUUCCAACGCUUCGAAUUCUUGGCCUGCCAGGAGCUGUCGCAUCCUUUGACAUGCCCAGCCUGGGAGCAAGGCACCCGCCUACUCGUUUCAGUCUCAAGGUGGUCUGUGUCCAUAGCGGGGCCAUGACCUGCA